AUGCCUCCCAAACCUCAACAGAAGCGACGACCACUGGAGGAGACGACAGAGCCCCUGGCUGGAAAGAUCGUAUUUGUUCCACCGAAGAACCGGAUUACCGCUCGACUGAAGCCCGACCUGGAGAGAACAGGCUACAACCAUCCAGGGGUGAUCAUAUCCUCGCGGCCUGAUGGCGUUGGCCGUUUGACGUCUUUUAAGGACACACCCGUCGCCUACGUUCUCGACCGCGAGGAGGACUAUGCCCAUUACCUACCCAUCGACGACGCCCUCCACCCCAUAUCGUCCAUACGGCGUCUGAAGAGACGUCCCGAAAGCCCCUCGUUGCGGAAGAAGUCGUACGUGUACAUUGGAGAAAAUCAUACCAUCCCCUACAAGGCACUCGAGCCAUACGGCCGGUCAUCUCGAUACUCAGCGGGCCCGUGGCUCUGCGAAAACUUCGAUACUGGGGUCCGAAGGCUCAUCUUCGGACCCGCCUACGCCUACAGAGAGAUCACUCUCAAUCUCACGGCUCUCCUCUUCAUCUUUAUCCUUCUCUGA
This is a messenger RNA of Colletotrichum chrysophilum, 537 nucleotides long. RefSeq lists its product as uncharacterized. The record is from RefSeq and is a predicted model, not a curated record. The coding region runs from base 1 to 537 and encodes 178 amino acids. NCBI's taxonomy places the organism in Eukaryota, Fungi, Ascomycota, Sordariomycetes, Glomerellales, Glomerellaceae. The transcript has 3 exons.